This is a messenger RNA of Gigantopelta aegis, 2507 nucleotides long. RefSeq names its product kelch domain-containing protein 3-like. Gene Ontology annotation, molecular function: chromatin binding; protein binding. Gene Ontology annotation, cellular component: cytoplasm. The coding region runs from base 238 to 1401 and encodes 387 amino acids. The record is from RefSeq and is a predicted model, not a curated record. NCBI's taxonomy places the organism in Eukaryota, Metazoa, Mollusca, Gastropoda, Neomphalida, Peltospiridae. The transcript is spliced from 11 exons.
ACAUUCUACGACAUUUCAUAUACUAGUCGCGGUUAGGUCCUAUGAAUACGUUUGUGGGGUUUUUUUUUUUUGUUUUUUUAUUCCACAGGCUGGCUAAACUGAAACAUUCCAUGUUGAGGGGAAGUAACUCUACCAAAAGAGGGCGUUAAAAAGUUGUCAACAUUUGCCAUGAAAAACGUUGUUUUUAUAAAGUUUUCUUACGUGAAGAAACGGUCUUCAUAGUGCUGUCACUGUGCUAUGCAGAGGUGGACUGUUCAUCUGGAGGGAGGACCAAAACGUGUCAAUCAUGCAGCUGUUGCUAUCGGUGAUAAGAUUUUUUCAUUUGGCGGAUACUGCACUGGUGAGGACUAUAAGACAACACGACCAAUGGAUGUUUAUGUUCUUGACACAAUAUCUCUACGAUGGCGUGUCCUGCCUAUAGUUCCUGCCAGCCACCCCGACUACCCCUGUAUUCCGUAUCAACGUUACAGUCACACGGCAGUCGCAGUGGGCGACUGUGCGUACAUCUGGGGAGGCAGGAAUGGUAAAGAUGGUGCCUGUGAAACACUGUACCAGUUUGACAGUACUACAAACCGCUGGUCUCGGCCUGUAGUGUAUGGUAAUAUCCCUGGAGCGCGAGAUGGCCACUCGGCCUGUGUUAUCAACAAUAAGAUGUACAUAUAUGGCGGGUUUGAAGUGGAGGUUGAUAGAUUUUUUAAUGAUGUUCAUGCUUUUGACUUUAACACAAUGACCUGGAUGGAAGUGAAAACAUUGGGCAGACCAGCGUGUUGGCGUGACUUUCACACCGCGACGGCUGUGGGCAGCACCAUGUUCGUGUUUGGAGGACGAAGUGAUGAGGGAGGAGACCUGUUCACUAACAACGAGAUCUACUGUAACAAGAUGCAGACUUUCAACACACUGACCAACACCUGGCACGAGCCCGUAACCCACGGCGACAAGCCUCCAGGAAGACGAAGCCAUUCAUCAUUUAUGUAUUGUGGAAUGCUCUAUGUGUUUGGUGGAUACAAUGGACUCUAUGACUGUCACUACAAUGAUGUUCAUAAAUUUGACCCAGAGCAGAUGCGUUGGAGUUGUGUGAAGGUGUGGGGUCAGGGUCCAUGUCCUCGGAGGAGACAGUGCUGCUGUAUGAUAGGGGAGAAGGUCUACCUGUUUGGAGGGACGAGUCCAAAGAGCCCUGAAGCUGGAACACGUCGCAACCAGCUGCCAUUAUUGGAAAGUGAUCUCAUUGACCAUUCAGAUCUACAUAUUCUUGAUUUUGCACCAUCUUUAAAAACUCUGUGUGAAAUAUUUGUUUUGAACCUCAAGCUAGAUACCUCCUGUUUGCCAGUUGAUAUUAGGUGGGAACUAGCUGCCAUGACAACAAACAAUACAAUCAGUAGAUCGUGCAACACCAAUGGCUGAAGACCUUCUGUUGCUAUGGGGAAUUUAACAAAGACACAGCUCAGGGCCUCGUUCACUUUGAGAGUGUAGCAUGGCAUAUCUUGCAUACCCGUACAACAAGCUGGUCAUGCUCUUGGGCACUGCUUAGUUUGCACACUGCAGUUCAUGUUGAACAUCAGCACCUCGUGGUGGGCACAGAGUUACUUCAAGUACAAGCACGUGUGCAGGUUAAUCAUUUUACACGACUGUUCCUUCUCUAAUCAGUGGUUUAUAAAACACUUUCAAAUGUAUUCAAGUGUGCCAACCUACAUCAACAUUUAACUCUGCAUGGUCCAUAGUUAGUCAGAUAAUGACGUUUCAACUAUGAAUUGAGUGUUUGUAUUGUGUAUGAGAGGGAAAAUAUGGAGUUUAUUAGGUUGCAAUGAUUUUUGGUAGCUUUUGCUGCCCAACCACUGCCUGCAUUUUGUACUUAAAAUUAUUCAGUUCACUACUCUCGUAAUAUGUAGCUGCCUACUUUACCUAAGCAGCCACCUGCUUCAGAAGAUAACGAACACCAUGGAGGUAGCUUCUUAAACUAUGUCUUGCGUUAUUACUUGACAAAGUACAAUGGAUCCUGUCUUAAACUAUAGUCUGUCCAAUCAUACAAAAAUGUCUUUUGUUAAUAAUUUCAGUUUGAUUCGACAUAAAAAAAAGUUAAAGUGUUUUUGAAAUAACAAAAAACCCAUUAUUUUUGUGUGCAAUUUAGAAAACAAUCUGCUCAGAAAUAAAUAACUUGUAGUAAAUUCCAUAGUUUGAAAAAAAAAGACAUAUUCCCUGUUGGAAGGACUAUAGAUGCUUGUGGAAUCGAGAAAUUUGAAGCACCUAUGGUGUGAUGCUUUUUAUUUUAGUUGUGCACAUGUAAUUGUUUUCAAAAUGGCAACAAUACUUGUAUGAUGCAGUUAAUAAUGAAAACACAGUCACAUUAGUAUUAAAACCCAUUUGUGUUUGUGUCUUACAUUAGUAAACAGUGUUAUAGGUUGGAAGAACCACAUUACAACUUGAGCUUCUUUCAAUAAGAAGAUGACGCUUUGAAUAUAUCAAAAUAGCAUGUUUCAACCAAAUAAAAAUGUCAUUGUUGUAUUUGUAAA